Messenger RNA from Pyrgilauda ruficollis (rufous-necked snowfinch), 1386 nucleotides. It is a transcript of the gene METTL21C, whose product is annotated as methyltransferase like 21C. The record is from RefSeq and is a predicted model, not a curated record. The transcript is spliced from 7 exons. The coding region runs from base 183 to 992 and encodes 269 amino acids. Gene Ontology annotation, cellular component: cytoplasm; cytosol. Gene Ontology annotation, molecular function: protein-lysine N-methyltransferase activity. Gene Ontology annotation, biological process: peptidyl-lysine methylation. NCBI's taxonomy places the organism in Eukaryota, Metazoa, Chordata, Aves, Passeriformes, Passeridae.
CUUAAGUGUAACAUGUUAUUCUUUUCAGGUGCACGCCUGUAUAAAAUACCUCUGGAGCGUGCAUCCACCCACAGGAAACUUCCCAUGCCCUCUGUCACAUCAGGUCAGCUCAGUGAGCCCACAGAAUCCAGCUCUCUGUCUCGUGCGGAGUGACAGUCACUGCGGCAUUUGGCUCUUUUGCCAUGAUCUCAGCACAGCAGCCACUAUUCCCCAGCAAAAUUCAAAGAACAAUGGACUGCCAAUCUGAGGAAGAAGCAGCCUGUGAAGAGCAGUACAACUCAGAAAACUGCACUUGCAGCUCCGAGCAUGCAGAAUCUGACACAGGUUUAGUCAAAGGCUCACCAGUAACUCUUAAAAUACUGCAGAACUGGGUUCCCAGAGUUUCACACUACUUUGAUAAGGAGCACUAUACGUACGUUGGCCACCAGAUUGUCAUUCAGGAGUCCAUAGAACACUUUGGAGCCGUGGUAUGGCCAGGGGCACUGGCUUUAUCUCAGUAUCUGGAAUCAAAUCAAGAACAAUUCAACCUCAAAGACAAAAAAGUUUUGGAAAUCGGAGCUGGAACAGGCUUGCUUUCCAUUGUGGCCUGCAUCUUAGGGGCUCAUGUUACAGCUACUGAUUUGCCUGAAGUUCUUGAAAAUCUCUCAUACAAUAUUUCAAGAAAUACAGAGAACUUGAAUAUGCACAAACCUGAAGUGAGAAAACUGGUAUGGGGAGAAGGCCUCAAUGAAGACUUUCCUGUAUCAACUUACCAUUAUGAUUUCAUACUGGCAACUGAUGUUGUGUACCAUCAUGGAGCUCUGGACCCCCUGCUAGCAACAAUGGUGUACUUUUGUAAGCCAGGAACAGUAUUACUAUGGGCAAAUAAAUUCAGAUUCAGUACAGACUACGAAUUUUUGGAAAAAGUUUGCAGUAUAUUUAACACAACCAUUCUAGCAGAAUUUCCAGAAUCAAAUGUCAAGCUGCUUAAAGCCACAGUAAGAAAGAAUUAAAGAGAAAACUAUUACUGAUCUUGAUUUAGCAGCAGCACCUCACAAAUUGGAAUGCUUCCCAAGAUUAUGUUGAACCAUCUGUGCAUUUAUGGUUGUAAAGUUGCAGUUGCAUCUAAGUUUUGCAUUGCAAAUAGAAAAAAAACCCAGCAAGGAAAAAGAUAUAGCAGUUUGUCUCUGGUUGAUAAAUAUGACCUGUUCAAACUGACCAACUCCCCUCCACUGAAAGAACAAUGUUAGUAAGAAGGCUUUAACAAAAAGCAUUGAUCUUUUGGGCUGCACUGAACCUCUGCUGUUUGUAAGCUUUCUUUCACCACAUUUUAUUUAGGUACUCAUCCAGAAACCAAUACAAUUUUAGCUUCAGUAUUUUUAUUCAUUAUAAAAACCUUUUAAAGUA